Aspergillus tubingensis is the source of this 1260-nucleotide messenger RNA. RefSeq names its product aromatic-amino-acid aminotransferase. Gene Ontology annotation, molecular function: pyridoxal phosphate binding; L-aspartate:2-oxoglutarate transaminase activity. Lineage: Eukaryota; Fungi; Ascomycota; Eurotiomycetes; Eurotiales; Aspergillaceae. The record is from RefSeq and is a predicted model, not a curated record. Gene Ontology annotation, biological process: L-aspartate biosynthetic process. The coding region runs from base 1 to 1260 and encodes 419 amino acids. The transcript is spliced from 5 exons. Gene Ontology annotation, cellular component: cytosol.
AUGACAACUCAAACCAGCACAAUCACACAGACGGGAACCACUCCCCCUUCCUUCUUCGAGACAGCCCCGUUCAUUCCUCCCGAUGCUAUAUUUGCUCUAACUGCAGAGUACAAUGCCGACACCUUCCCCCAGAAAGUGAACCUCGGGCAAGGAACCUACCGCGAUGAGAAUGGACAGCCGUGGGUUCUACCUUCGGUGCGGAAGAGUCGCGAGAUGCUCGUUGGACAGGGUCUGAAUCAUGAGUAUCUGCCGAUCUUGGGUCUUCAAGCUUUUCGCCAGGCGGCAAGUAAGAUGGCAUUAGGCUCUGGACUAUACGAGAGGAUUCAAACUAGGCUCGCAACCUGCCAAGGCCUCUCUGGCACCGGGUCUCUUCAUCUAGCAGGCCUACUUCUUCGAAGCUGUCGUGCCCCCUUGCCGAAGAUCUACAUCCCCAGUCCCACAUGGUCGAACCAUCACCAAGUCUUCUCCUCCCUCGGGUUCACCUGCGAAUCCUUCGGGUACUACGACGACGCCCAGAAGAAUCUAGAUAUCGACAGCUACUACUCUGCCCUGAAACGGGCGGAACCAGGCUCGGUCGUUAUUCUUCACGCGUGCGCGCAUAAUCCGACCGGCUGUGAUCCUAGCAAAGAGCAAUGGAAGGAAGUCGGUCGUAUCAUCAAGGAAAAGGGACUUUUCCCUCUCUUUGAUGCUGCUUACCUCGGUUUCAAUUCAGGCAAUAUCGAUGAUGACGCUUUUGCGAUUCGGUAUUUUGUUGAUGAAUUGGACCUGGAGGCGGGUGUAUGUCUGUCGUUCGCGAAGAAUAUGGGGCUAUAUGGAGAGCGCACGGGUUGUCUAUUCUUCGUAGCUCAGACAGACAAAGCUGCUACCAAUACACAGUCGGUGCUGGAGAUGCUGCAGCGGUCUGAAGUCUCGAAUCCACCUGCUUAUGGCGCCAAAAUUGCUGCAACCAUCUUGUCGGAUCGGGAGCUCAAAGCGCUCUGGUACAAGGAUCUCGAGACCAUGAGUGGCCGGAUCCGGGCAAUGCGGAGGGCUCUGUAUGACUCCUUGAAUAACAAUGGUGCACCUGGUAACUGGGAUCACUUGAUCCGCCAGUCGGGCAUGUUUGGGUUCUUGGGUCUUGCACCGGAUGUCGUUCAGGAGCUCAAGGUGCAAUAUCAUAUCUACAUGGCAAGCAACUCGCGAGUCUCUAUUGCUGGACUCAACGAUAAGAAUGUGGAGUACGUGGGUCGCUCGAUUGCCCAGUGUCUGAAGAGCAAAUAG